UAAGGGAACAGCUGAAAGAGCUCACCAAGCAAUAUGAAAAAUCAGAAAAUGAUCUCAAGGCCUUGCAGAGUGUCGGGCAGAUUGUUGGCGAGGUUCUUAAACAGCUAACAGAAGAGAAGUUCAUUGUGAAGGCCACAAAUGGACCAAGAUACGUCGUUGGCUGUCGUCGUCAGCUUGACAAAAGUAAGCUGAAACCAGGGACAAGAGUUGCUCUGGAUAUGACCACCCUGACUAUUAUGAGGUAUUUGCCAAGGGAAGUGGAUCCAUUGGUUUAUAACAUGUCUCAUGAAGAUCCAGGGGAUGUUUCAUAUUCUGAGAUUGGAGGGUUGUCAGAACAAAUCAGAGAGCUGCGAGAGGUAAUAGAAUUGCCUCUGACAAACCCAGAAUUAUUCCAGCGUGUGGGAAUUAUACCUCCAAAAGGCUGCUUGCUCUACGGCCCCCCUGGUACAGGGAAAACACUUCUGGCCAGAGCUGUUGCUAGCCAGCUUGACUGCAACUUCCUAAAGGUGGUGUCGAGUUCCAUAGUGGACAAAUACAUCGGUGAAAGUGCUCGGCUGAUCAGAGAGAUGUUCAACUACGCCAGAGACCAUCAGCCCUGCAUCAUUUUCAUGGAUGAGAUAGAUGCUAUUGGUGGUCGCCGUUUUUCUGAAGGCACCUCAGCUGACAGAGAAAUCCAGAGGACUCUGAUGGAGCUGUUGAAUCAGAUGGAUGGAUUUGAUACUCUGCACAGAGUUAAAAUGAUCAUGGCUACUAACAGACCAGACACUCUGGAUCCUGCUCUCCUGCGGCCUGGAAGACUGGAUAGAAAAAUCCAUAUUGAUCUGCCAAAUGAACAAGCCAGAUUAGAUAUUUUGAAGAUUCAUGCAGGUCCUAUCACUAAACAUGGUGAAAUAGAUUAUGAAGCAAUUGUGAAGCUUUCAGAUGGCUUUAAUGGAGCAGACUUGAGAAACGUCUGCACUGAAGCAGGUAUGUUUGCAAUCCGUGCCGACCACGACUUCGUCGUGCAGGAAGACUUCAUGAAAGCUGUUAGAAAAGUGGCUGAUUCUAAGAAGCUGGAGUCCAAGCUCGACUACAAACCUGUUUAAAUUCAUAAUAUUUGUGAAUGACUGCACACAGUGUACUGGGGUAAUGUAUAAAAAAAGAAAAGAGAAAUAAUGUACCUCUUGGUUUUUAUUUCAUGUAACGUGUAGCUCCUAAUUUGGUAACACUAGUUGCAAGGUGGAUCCAGAAGUGUUUUCUGUACAAUUCUGAAAUACAGUAUU
Molecule: messenger RNA, 1262 nt
Organism: Merops nubicus (carmine bee-eater)
Lineage: Eukaryota; Metazoa; Chordata; Aves; Coraciiformes; Meropidae
Gene: PSMC6
Product: proteasome (prosome, macropain) 26S subunit, ATPase, 6
Exons: 13
Biological process (GO): positive regulation of RNA polymerase II transcription preinitiation complex assembly
Cellular component (GO): cytosolic proteasome complex; proteasome regulatory particle, base subcomplex
Molecular function (GO): proteasome-activating activity; ATP hydrolysis activity; ATP binding
Source: RefSeq, a predicted model, not a curated record